Molecule: messenger RNA, 2235 nt
Organism: Pyricularia pennisetigena
Lineage: Eukaryota; Fungi; Ascomycota; Sordariomycetes; Magnaporthales; Pyriculariaceae
Exons: 2
Coding region: 1-2235 (744 amino acids)
Source: RefSeq, a predicted model, not a curated record
AUGAAAUACGAAACCUUUGCGGCAUGGCUACUAGCCGUCGCCCUCCCAGCCGUCGCAUCUGCAGUCUCGACGGGCCACCACGGCGACAGGACACUGGCAGUACGAGACUUUCCGUCCACACAGGAGCACAGUGAGGAAAUCGCAGAGGAUGAGGACAAGUUUGACCUUGACGAAUAUGCAGAGAUCGAGCUGGGGCUUGGAGGCAGCGGCAUCCUGAACGCCCGGGACGCCGUCGAGUCGUCGCGUCUGCUUGCUAGACAGCAGCGAGCCGCUCGACUGCAGAGGCGGAAUGCCGCCCUCACAAAGCUGGCCAGCUCGCUUUUCGGUGCGGCCAAAAGCGCAACGAGCAAGGGGUCAUCGGCCCCGGCUGUCAAGCCGGCGGCGACGGUUACAACGCCGCCCGCAACAGCAGCAAACCCGGCAACAGCAAACCCAGCAGCAGCAAACCCAGCAGCUCCAGCAACGGUGGGAGCGUCGACAACACCGAGCACAGUCAAGCCGGCGCCCAAUCCUGCUGAUGGAAACAAACCUGCAACAGGAGUCGCCGACCCGACCAAACAAGCACCGGCGGGAGCAGGCACCGAUGCCACAAAGCUGCCGGCUUCAGCUCCAGCCCCGAACAGUCAGACCGCUCCUGCGGCAGGCAAGCCAGGCACAACACCACCCGCUACAGGCAGCCAGACACAGCCGCAGUCAGAAGCGGCAAACACCAAGCCUGGGGCCGCGGCUCCUGGCACCGUGGUCGCAGGCGGCGCCGUCGCUGGGGGUGCCGGGGCUGCCGCCACCACCAACGGAGUGGCACCGCCGAACUCGCAGAUGGAUCCUACCAAGGCCGCCACCAACGGAGCACCAACGUCAAACUCGCAAGUUGACGCUACCAAGGCCCCGGCCUCGGCCAACCCACAGACUGCGCCUCUGCCCAACGCAGCAGCCAACCCUGCCGGGACUGCCGGAGCCACCGGCCAGCAACAGCAGCAGUCUCUUACUUCUACCACGAAGCCGCAGGUCCCCGCGUCUAACCCCAACGCCGGCGGCCCAGCCACCACAUCCCAGACCUCUUCAAACGGCGGCGCCGUGUCGCCAGCCUCGCCAGCCACUGGCGCCAAGAACCUCCCGGCAGACCCCAACGGGAUGCAAUCCCCGGCGAAGCAGUCCGAGGCCGGCGGUGCAUCUGGUGCCCUGUCCGGUGCACUCCCCAAGCAGCAGCCCGGUGCCGGUGCCGGCGCCGGUGGUCUUACUUCCACGCCUCUCAACGACGCAGCUGCCUUGCCGCCGACCAAGCAAGACAAAAAGGCCAUGGCGAAACAGUCCGAGGAGGAGAAGAAGGCCAUGGCGAAGCAGGCUGAGGAGGACAAGAAGGCGGAGAAGAAGGCGUUGGAGGCGGAAAAGAAGGCCCUGGAGGCGGAGAAGAAGGCUCAAAAGGAGGAAGAAAAGGCGAUCAAAAAGGCCAAUGGCGGCGGUACCAUGAACACACUGGCUGGCCUGGCGGCCGGUGGCGGUAUGGGAAUGGGAAUGGGCGGCAUGGGCAUGGGCAUGGGCAUGGGCACGGGUGCCGGAAUGGGUAGUGGACUGGGUGCUGGAACGUCCCUGGACAGUGAGGUACCCUUGGAUGGUCAGCAAGCCAUGGACGGCGAGCUGCCUUUGGAUGACGGAACUGGCGGCGGCCAACUCGACGACGGCCUUGACCCCCUCGAUCCCUCUCUUGACGACCCAACCAUGACGGGCGAAGAGCUCGACCCCACGCUGGACCAGGAUCCCAACGCACUGGCGCAGCAGCCCAACGCGAUGGCGCAGCAGCCCAACGCGAUGGCGCAGCAGCCCAACGCGAUGGCGCAGCAGCCCAACGCAAUGGGCAGCCAGCUCAACGCCCAGCAGACAGGCACCGACGGCCUCGCCGGUGGCUUCGACGACGAGGUCGGCUACGACGAGGACCCCAACGGCGCCUUUGCCGGCAACCUCCCCGCCGACCAGUUGGCCGACGACGAUUCCAUGUACGCCCCGUCGCAAGGCGCGGGGGCUACCGCUGGCGCCGGAAAGGUAAAGACUGCAGUCAUGCCGGUCGGCUGGGACGAAGAUCCGACGCUUGCCGGUGCAUCGGGCGCUGGUGCUGCUGGAGCCUCAGCUGCCGCGAACCCGGCGCAGUCUGGGAAGAUGCAGGCUCAAGUCAUGCCGGCUGCUGGGAAUGCACGAACGGCUUGGAAGAGGUCGAGGAUCGCGCGUGCUUUGGCCGUUUGA